UAGAUGAGAUUAUUGAAGAAACAUCUACAAUUCGAUUAUUCAUUCUCUUCUAUCCGAAGAUUCUCAACUAAUUGCUAAUUUCUAAAAAACGUGGGAAAUUCCAUCUUGGCGGUAAACUCGGAGACUCCUAUUGGUUGCAAUCCGAGAGGGUCGAAGAUUCACCAAUGGAGUGGCGAUGUACAUUUUGGUUACCCGUGGCUUUUGGCGCAAUUUGGCCGUGAAUUACAUUUCGGUCAGUUAAGCAAUCCUAUUACAUCGUGAGACACGUUUCUGGUAGCAACAAGUCUUAUCAAGUACAAAAAAAUGCCUCUCAGCCCGUACAACAAAGAGAACAUUAGUGAGAAAGUAGACAACACUGCUCUCAAGAAUCACGUAUCUCCAUUGAAGUCUCCGUCGAAGCGCAAUUCUAGUGGUGGAAUAUCACCGAGUAAGAAGCUUCGUAUGACGCCAGAGACUUCAGGUGCACUCAGUACCAUUGACAAACCAGAUACAGAAAAAUUAAGAAAUGCUGUAAGGAAACUAGACUUGAAGGAGAAUGAUUUCGACCCACAAUUGGAACCUCUUCUUAAGGAGAAUCCUCGGAGAUUCGUUGUCUUCCCAAUUGAAUGGCCAGACAUUUGGAAAUUUUACAAAAAGGCUGAGGCCUCGUUUUGGACAGUUGAAGAAGUCGAUUUGUCGAAGGAUCUCCUUGACUGGGUGAAAUUGAACGACAAUGAACGCCAUUUCAUUUCCCACGUACUAGCUUUUUUUGCUGCCUCAGAUGGAAUUGUGAAUGAGAAUCUUGUGGAAAGAUUCAGUCAGGAGGUGCAAGUCACUGAGGCACGAUGCUUCUAUGGAUUCCAAGUUGCUAUGGAGAAUAUACAUUCUGAGAUGUAUUCCCUUUUGAUUGAAACUUAUAUUUCAAAUCCACAAGAAAAACAAUAUUUAUUCAACGCGAUUGAGAAUCUCCCCUGUGUAGCGAAGAAAGCUAACUGGGCACUCAACUGGAUUGUAAACGAAACUGCAACGUUCGCCGAAAGACUAAUCGCCUUCGCCGCUGUCGAGGGAAUUUUCUUCUCUGGUAGUUUCGCUGCCAUCUUCUGGUUGAAAAAGCGUGGACUCAUGCCUGGUCUCACUUUCAGUAAUGAGCUUAUCUCCAGGGACGAAGGUCUCCACUGUGAUUUUGCCUGCCUCCUCUUUAAGCACAUUGUCCAGAAGCCAUCGAAGGAACGUGUGAUCUCCAUAAUUACAGAUGCAGUUCACAUCGAACAGGAAUUCUUGACGGACGCUCUUCCAGUCGCUAUGAUUGGAAUGAACUGUGAAUUGAUGUCACGUUACAUUGAAUUCGUUGCAGACAGGCUGUUGGUAGAACUUGAGUGUCCAAAGGUAUACAACUCCGAAAAUCCUUUUGACUUUAUGGAACAAAUUUCGCUAGAAGGAAAAACUAAUUUUUUCGAGAAGAAAGUCGGUGAGUAUCAAAAGUGGGGAGUCAUGCAGACACCAGAGACGAAUUCCUUCUGCACCAAUGCUGACUUUUAAUUACUAAGAGAUUUAAUAAGCUAAUAAGUAUAAGAAUGAGUGCUGCGCAUUGAGUUAUUUAAUUAAUGUGCUUUUUUGACGCUGAAAGAGUUUGUUUCUUUUCUCUCUUAAUUUGUAUAAUUUUAUGUGAAGACGAAAACAUUCAAUAACAAGUAAAAAUCAACAAUUGAAAGAUAUUCAAAAGUUAAAUUAGUCAACUGAAAUUUAAUUUUACUCAUUUUUCGCAAUGGCCACCACUUGUAUUGUUUUGUUUUACUCCACAGCACUGGAUAAUGAAAAUGUGUACAAUUAAAUUUACGAUAUAAUUUCUUUUACAUUGGAUAUUUUAAUUUCUUGCUGUUUCGUUGAAGUAUAACAUAACAAAUAUGUGCCUUAAAGUUUAACAUGAUACUUCAUUUUUAUCAAUUUCAUCUGCACAUUAACAUGAACUCGUUCAUCAUGACUUCCAUGAUUCUAAUUUACCUACCUAUAAUUAAAAGUCUUGCAAUUAGGGAUAAAGUAAUUAACAGAGAAAACAAUUAUUGUUCAAUUUCUUUCAUGUAUUCACAUAAUGUAUAGAAUCACAAAAAUAAGCUUGAAUUUAAACCCUUUUGUAUGAAUUUUGACAUUAAAUUGGGUAUCUUUGUCUUGUGAAUAGAUACAUAUGAAAUAUAGAUUUUUUUCUUGUUAUGGAGUAUUCAUUGCGAAACCAGUUGUGAGACGUUCCAAGUAUUCCUGGCGACACUUCAUCUCAUCAGCUGGACGAUUGUAAGGCAGCCAAACUGGCUCACCAACGAAAUAACGUUUUGCCUUAAUAAAGUUCUAAGAAGAAAAAAUCAUGUAAGUUUCACUUGUAAUAUUUCGAACCGAAAUCACAAAUAAAGAAUUAAUAUUUUGGCAACUAA
Molecule: messenger RNA, 2402 nt
Organism: Diachasma alloeum
Lineage: Eukaryota; Metazoa; Arthropoda; Insecta; Hymenoptera; Braconidae
Gene: RnrS
Product: ribonucleoside-diphosphate reductase subunit M2 B
Exons: 7
Coding region: 304-1518 (404 amino acids)
Biological process (GO): deoxyribonucleotide biosynthetic process
Cellular component (GO): cytosol
Molecular function (GO): ribonucleoside-diphosphate reductase activity, thioredoxin disulfide as acceptor
Source: RefSeq, a predicted model, not a curated record